Molecule: messenger RNA, 2646 nt
Organism: Mesocricetus auratus (golden hamster)
Lineage: Eukaryota; Metazoa; Chordata; Mammalia; Rodentia; Cricetidae
Gene: Ano10
Product: anoctamin 10
Exons: 12
Coding region: 143-2044 (633 amino acids)
Biological process (GO): chloride transmembrane transport
Cellular component (GO): plasma membrane
Molecular function (GO): chloride channel activity
Source: RefSeq, a predicted model, not a curated record
CGCCCCCUGGCGGCCUUUAGAGCGCCACGCCCCGGUCGCGCAGCCAGUCAGCCCCGCCUCCGCGCCGCGGGCCUGGUUCUUCCCAGUUCGGGCCGUCCCCCCACCCCGAGGACGCUGCGUGGGCGGCCGUAAGUUUGUCAAGAUGAGAGUGACUUUAUCAACUUUGGAUACUUGUGACAGCUCCUUCACACCUCUAGUGGUCAUAGAACUUGCCCAGGAUGUCAAAGAAGAAACCAAAGAAUGGCUCAAAAACAGAAUUAUCGCUAAAAAGAAAGAUGGAGGUGCCCAGCUGCUGUUUAGACCACUGUUAAAUAAGUAUGAGAAAGAAACAAUAGAAAACCAGAAUUUAUACCUUGUUGGUGCCUCCAACGUAAGACUGUUACUUGGGGCAGAAGCAGUAGGCCUGGUGAAGGAGUGUACAGAUGCUGCCAUGCGGGCCUUCACCUACGCAACACGCCACAACUUCAAAGGUUUCCAUGAUAACAACGAUGACUUCCUCACCAUGGCCGAGUGUCAGUUCAUUAUCAAGCACGAACUUGAGAAUCUUAGAGCUAGAGAUGAGAAGAUGAUCCCCGGUUACCCCCAGGCCAAACUGUACCCCGGGAAGUCACUGAUGAGAAGAUUGCUCACGUCUGGCAUCGUGACCCAGGUGUUUCCACUGCAUGACACCGAGGCCUUGAAGAAGCUUGAGGACACCUGGUAUACUCGGUUUGCUCUGAAGUAUCAGCCCAUAGACAGCAUUCGUGGUUACUUUGGAGAGACAAUUGCUCUGUACUUUGGGUUCUUGGAGUAUUUCACCUUUGCCUUAAUCCCCAUGGCCAUCAUCGGGCUGCCCUACUACCUGUUUGUGUGGGAAGACUACGACAAGUAUGUCAUAUUAGCCUCAUUCAACCUCAUCUGGUCCACGGUGAUCCUGGAGGUGUGGAAGCGUGGCUGUGCCAACAUGACCUACCGCUGGGGGACACUGGUCAUGAAGAGGCAGUUUGAGGAGCCCCGACCAGGGUUUCAUGGGGUCCUGGGCAUCAAUCCCGUCACGGGCAGGGAGGAGCCCCUCUACUCCAGCUACAAGAGACAACUGCGCAUCUACCUGGUCUCCCUGCCGUUUGUGUGCCUCUGCCUCUACUUCUCCCUCUACAUCAUGAUGAUCUACUUUGACCUGGAGGUCUGGGCCCUGCGUCUCCACGAGGACAGUGAGUCUGUGUGGACCAGCCUCCUGCUGUAUGUGCCCAGUAUCAUUUACGCCAUUGUGAUCGAGAUCAUGAACCGCCUUUAUCGAUACGCCGCUGAGUUCCUGACAUCCUGGGAGAACCACAGACUGGAGUCUGCCUACCAGAAUCACCUUGUUCUGAAAGUGUUGGUGUUCAACUUCCUGAAUUGUUUUGCUUCGCUCUUCUACAUCGCCUUCGUCCUGAAGGACAUGAAGCUUUUGCGCCAGAGCUUGGCCACACUCCUGAUCACCUCCCAGAUCCUGAACCAAGUCGUAGAAUCCCUUCUUCCUUACUGGCUCCAGCGGAAGUACUGCGCGAAGGUGAAGAGGAAGGUGCAGGCGUUAAAGGCGGAUGUUGAUACCACCCUGUAUGAGAAAGUCCUCCUGGAGAAGGAAAUGGGAACUUACCUGGGAACCUUCGAUGAUUACUUGGAGUUGUUCUUGCAGUUUGGAUAUGUGAGCCUUUUCUCCUGCGUUUACCCGUUAGCAGCUGCCUUUGCUGUGUUAAACAACUUCACGGAAGUCAACUCAGAUGCCUUGAAAAUGUGCAGGGUCUUCAAACGACCUUUUGCAGAACCUUCAGCCAGUAUUGGUGUAUGGCAGCUGGCUUUUGAAACGAUGAGUGUUAUAUCUGUGGUCACUAACUGCGCUCUGAUUGGAAUGUCACCACAAGUGAACGCAGUCUUUCCAGAAUCCAAAACAGACCUGGUUUUGAUCGUGGUGGCUGUGGAGGACAGGAAGAAGCCUGGACUUGGUGACACAUGUCCUGGGUGUGUGUCUCUGGACAGGACGAGGUCAGGAGGCCCUGGCGCGAAGAGCAGAUUUGCAGUGUUUUAGCAUCAUUGGGGGUGGUGAAAGGAGGAGAUGAGGCCAACUUCGUGCAAGGAGUUGCACCCUGCCUGGGCCCUGCCUGGGCAAUGGCUGUUGUAGCUUCUUCCUGUGUUGUAUGACCCUUUCUCUGCUUCCUGCUCACCAAGAAGUGGAGAAUGGCUUCUACUUUGUGUUCCUGCUGCCGAGAUGCUCUCCCCCAGCUCAUGGACUCAGGAGCCAUGAACUGAACCCUCCAAACCAUGAGCCAAAGCAAAUCCUCCUCCCUUACCCAUGUGCAUCAAGCAUGGCAUCACAGCCUUGAGAAAGGUGACAACACACCCAGGCCGUGUGCUCUUGGUGCCGUGUCAGGCAUCAUUCUGACUGCGUUCACCUUCUGUGACAGGAAAGGCGCCCAGUGAUGACCUCAUCCCCUAGAUGGCCCUGAUUGCCAUCCCCUCUGAAGGGUGAAGUACAGGCUCCCCAGCUUUUGGAAGUGGUUGUGAUGUAGGCUCUGUGGAUAGCGUCUGCUUGCUAAGUGCUUAUGAAGAGAGAUUCCCUCCAAAUUUGUUUGUGUAUGGCAUUCUUGUUACUAUAAUUGAUGCAAUUUAAUUAAAUGAAAUGAAAACUGA